Molecule: messenger RNA, 2742 nt
Organism: Pipistrellus nathusii (Nathusius's pipistrelle)
Lineage: Eukaryota; Metazoa; Chordata; Mammalia; Chiroptera; Vespertilionidae
Source: the annotation of a GenBank genome assembly
AUGAGCGCCCCCCCGGCGCUGCGGCCGCCCAGCCCGCUGCUGCCCGUGGCCGCGGUGGCGGCGGCGGCGGCGGCCGCGCUGGUGCCGGGCUCCGGGCCGGGCCCCGCGCCCUUCCUGGCGCCCGUGGCGGCGGCGCCGGCGGCGGGCAUCUCCUUCCAUCUGCAGAUCGGCCUGAGCCGCGAGCCCGUUCUGCUGCUCCAGGACUCGGCCGGGGACUACAGCCUGGCGCACGUCCGCGAGAUGGCUUGCUCCAUCGUCGACCAGAAGUUCCCCGAGUGUGGUUUCUAUGGAAUGUAUGAUAAGAUCCUGCUGUUUCGCCAUGACCCUACCUCUGAAAACAUCCUCCAGCUGGUGAAAACGGCUAGUGAUAUCCAGGAAGGCGAUCUUAUUGAAGUGGUCUUGUCAGCUUCUGCCACCUUUGAAGACUUUCAGAUCCGCCCCCAUGCCCUCUUUGUUCAUUCGUACAGAGCUCCAGCUUUCUGUGACCACUGUGGAGAAAUGCUGUGGGGGCUGGUCCGUCAAGGCCUCAAAUGUGAAGGAUGUGGUCUGAAUUACCAUAAGAGGUGUGCCUUUAAAAUACCCAACAACUGUAGUGGCGUGAGGCGGAGAAGACUCUCAAACGUUUCCCUCACCGGGCUCAGCACGGCCCGCUCAGUGUCUGCUGAGCUCUCCACCAGCGUCCCCGACGAGCCGCUUCUGCAAAAGUCACCAUCAGAAUCAUUUAUUGGUCGAGAGAAGAGGUCCAAUUCUCAGUCAUACAUCGGACGCCCCAUUCAGCUCGACAAGAUUUUGAUGUCGAAAGUGAAGGUGCCACACACGUUCGUCAUCCACUCGUACACACGGCCCACCGUGUGCCAGUACUGCAAGAAGCUGCUCAAGGGGCUCUUCCGGCAGGGCCUGCAGUGCAAAGAUUGCAGAUUCAACUGUCAUAAACGCUGUGCACCAAAAGUACCCAACAACUGCCUGGGCGAAGUGAGCAUCAAUGGAGAUUUGCUCAGCCCUGGGGCAGAGUCUGACGUGGUCAUGGAAGAAGGGAGUGACGACAAUGACAGUGAGAGGAACAGUGGGCUCAUGGAUGAUAUGGAAGAAGCAAUGGUCCAGGAUGCUGCAAUGGUGAUGGCAGAGUGCCAGAACGACAGUGGGGAAAUGCAGGACCAAGAUCCAGACCAGGAGGACUCCAACAGAACCAUCAGCCCAUCAACAAGCAACAACAUCCCGCUCAUGCGAGUCGUGCAGUCUGUCAAGCACACGAAGCGGAAAGGCAGCACCGUGAUGAAGGAGGGCUGGCUGGUCCACUACACCAGCAAGGACGCACUGCGGAAACGGCACUAUUGGAGAUUGGAUAGCAAAUGUAUAACCCUCUUUCAAAAUGACACUGGAAGCAGGUACUACAAGGAAAUUCCUUUAUCAGAAAUUUUAUCUCUGGGACCAGCAAAACCUUCCGCUUUAAUUCCUAAUGGGGCCAACCCUCACUGCUUUGAGAUCACUACAGCAAAUGUAGUAUAUUACGUGGGAGAAAAUGUGGUCAAUCCUUCCAGCCCAUCACCCAGUGGCAGUGUCCUCACCAGUGGCGUUGGUGCCGAUGUGGCCAGGAUGUGGGAGGUGGCGAUCCAGCACGCCCUCAUGCCCGUCAUUCCCAAGGGCUCGUCCGUAGGUUCCGGAACCAACUCUCACAGAGAUAUUUCUCUGAGUAUUUCAGUAUCAAAUUGCCAGAUUCAAGAAAAUGUGGAUAUCAGCACAGUCUAUCAGAUUUUUCCUGACGAAGUACUGGGCUCAGGGCAGUUUGGAAUUGUUUAUGGAGGAAAACAUCGUAAAACAGGAAGAGAUGUAGCUAUUAAAAUCAUUGACAAAUUAAGAUUUCCAACCAAACAAGAAAGCCAGCUUCGUAAUGAGGUUGCAAUUCUACAGAACCUUCAUCACCCUGGCGUUGUAAAUUUGGAGUGUAUGUUUGAGACGCCUGAAAGAGUGUUUGUUGUUAUGGAAAAACUCCAUGGAGACAUGCUGGAGAUGAUCUUGUCAAGUGAAAAGGGCAGGUUGCCAGAACACAUAACGAAGUUCUUAAUUACGCAGAUACUCGUGGCCUUGAGGCAUCUUCACUUUAAAAAUAUCGUUCACUGUGAUCUCAAACCAGAAAACGUGUUGCUUGCAUCAGCCGACCCUUUCCCUCAGGUGAAACUCUGUGACUUUGGUUUUGCCCGCAUCAUUGGAGAGAAGUCUUUCCGGAGGUCGGUGGUGGGCACUCCUGCUUACCUGGCCCCCGAGGUCCUAAGGAACAAGGGCUACAACCGCUCUCUCGACAUGUGGUCCGUCGGGGUGAUCAUCUACGUCAGCCUGAGCGGCACCUUCCCAUUCAAUGAAGAUGAAGACAUACACGACCAGAUCCAGAAUGCAGCUUUCAUGUACCCACCGAACCCCUGGAAGGAAAUCUCCCACGAAGCCAUUGAUCUUAUCAAUAACUUGCUGCAAGUAAAAAUGAGAAAGCGCUAUAGUGUGGACAAGACCUUGAGUCACCCUUGGCUACAGGAUUAUCAGACCUGGUUAGACUUACGAGAGCUGGAGUGUAAGACCGGGGAACGCUACAUCACCCACGAGAGCGAUGACCUGCGGUGGGAGCAGUACGCAGGCGAGCAGGGGCUGCAGUACCCCCCACACCUGGUAAACCCCUGUGCCCGUCCCGGUGACAGUCCUGAGGCUGAGGAAACGGAGAUGAAAGCCCUCAGCGAGCGUGUCAGCAUCCUCUGA